AUGAUUGGAAAGUUGAUAUUCAUCGCCCUCCUGGCUCUAGCCCAGGGUAUGCCAUGGGAUGAUGUUAUGCCAGAUAACGACGUACAAGCAAUGAGUGAAGAAGAGACACUACUCACAGACAGACGUGUUCCUGACGAGAGAUGUCCUGAAGAUCAAACUCAUUUCCUUAUCCCUCAUGACUACGAUUGUACUAAAUUUUACUAUUGUGAAUACGGUCUGAGGUGGAUAAAUCCAAGAGACUGUGCUUUGGGUACCGAAUUCUCGGCAGAGAUACAAGUGUGCAUCCAUCCUGUACUGGCGAAUUCACCAACAACAACAACUCAAGCACCUACAACAACAACAUUAGCACCAACAACUCCACCAUCAUGUGGUAGUAAUGAAACACUACCUAAUGGUUGUCCUGCCGACUUCAGCAUUCACAAGUUAUUGCCACAUGAGUCGAACUGCUCACAGUUCUACUACUGUGUUCGAGGUGAAUUGGAAUUGAGGGAGUGCUCCGCUGGACUACACUUCAAUCCAGUAUUGGAGGUUUGUGAUUAUCCGGAAAAUGCUGGCUGUGAAAGUGAAAGCGGAGGAGGAGGUGAUAGUAACAAUGAGAAAUGCAAAGACGGCUGCAAUGUGUUACCUUGGCCGCAUGAAACCGAUUGCGAUAAAUUCUGGAGAUGUGACGGCGAAAAAGCGGUCUUAGGAGGAAUAUUUCUAUUGGCUCUCUUGGCAUUAAGCCAUGGGAUGCCACGAGAUGCUCCAGAGAACCAAAUAGAUCAAGAGAUGUUCCAAGAAGACAGGAGAGUUAUUCCCGACGAACGGUGCCCAGUCAACGAGACACAUUACCUUCUGCCACAUGAUUACGAUUGUACCAAGUUUUACUACUGUGAAUACGGUCUAAGAUGGAUUGAGCCAAGAAACUGCGCUUUAGGGACUGAGUUUUCUGCCGAAUUACAUGUUUGCAUUCAUCCGACAUUGGCGAAUUGUACUCUACCCGGUUCUCCUCCAGAUGAUUCAACGACUACGCCAAUAUGUCCACCUGCAAGCACAACAACUCCUUCAACUAUUUGUCCACCAGCUACAACUACUCCGUCAACAACCACAACUACAACAACAACUCCAACAACAACUAUAUCGACAACCACUACAUCAACAACAUCAGCUCCUAACACCAUAUGCCCUCCAGCCACAACAACAACUUCACCCACAACAACAACCACCGCACGACCACCUUGUAUUGAUCAAGGUACACUACCAAACGGUUGUCCCGCGGACUUCACCAUACACCAAUUGUUGCCGCACGAAUCAAACUGUUCCAAGUUCUACUAUUGCUUGAGAGGAGAACUUUUAGAGCGGGAAUGUACAGCAGGAACACAUUUCAACGCGCAGUUACAGGUUUGCGAUUUGCCGAGGAACGCUGGUUGUGACCCUAACGCUGGAGGAUGCGAUUGCGGUGAUGGAGGUGGAGGCGGAGGCGGUGGUGGAGGUGGCGGCGAUGGAGGAGAUGGUGGCGGCGGAGGUGGAGAUGGUGGCGAUGGUGGAGGCGGAGGUGGAGGUGGAGGUGGAGGUGAUGGAGGAGAUGGUGGAGAUGGCGAAGGUGAUGGUGAAGUAGACGAGAUAGAACUCCUGCCAAAUGGUUGCCCCGCUGACUUUUCUAUCCACAAACUGUUGCCGCAUGAAUGCGAUUGCACUAAAUUCUUCUACUGUGUUCGUGGUGAAAAGGUUGAACACUCCUGUCCGUCUGGAUUACAUUUCAGUCCUACGCUACAGGUUUGCACUUUCCCUGCGGACGCGGGCUGUGAAAUUGAUGGUGGAGGUGGUGGCGGUGGUGGUGGAGACGGAGAUGGUGGCAAUGGUGACAACAAGUGUGAGACUGACUGCAACGUAGCACCCUGGCCACACAUGGAUUGCGACAAAUUCUGGAGAUGCGACGGCAGAAAAGCGACCUUAGUUACUUGUUCCGAAGGUUUACAUUUCAAUGCAAAGAAACAAAGCUGUGACUUCAUUUGCUACGCUAAUUGUGAAAGGAAAAGCAUUCAAACUACCAAUCAUGAUUCUGGAAUGAUGCUGUUUAUACCAUGGGAUAGAGUCGACCAUAAUUGGGUCGGACAAUAUAUUGGCCAUUUAUAA
This is a messenger RNA of Papilio polytes (common Mormon), 2115 nucleotides long. RefSeq lists its product as uncharacterized. Gene Ontology annotation, molecular function: chitin binding. Gene Ontology annotation, cellular component: extracellular region. The coding region runs from base 1 to 2115 and encodes 704 amino acids. The record is from RefSeq and is a predicted model, not a curated record. The transcript has 9 exons. Lineage: Eukaryota; Metazoa; Arthropoda; Insecta; Lepidoptera; Papilionidae.